AAACAGGGAGACACCUUUAACACCCAAGUGAAAGAGCACACAGUUAGUGCCAUCCCUUUUAACAACAUUGGGGAAAAUAAUACAGAACAACAUCCUAAGAACUGUGUCUGAAUCUACAGAAUAUAGAGACAAUGGAUUGGCUCCUGUGUGCAAAAUUUACUGCCUUCUUUAUAUUGUUGGUGUCUCUGCAAUGCAGCUGUGAAUGGCAGAUACAGGCAAACAGUGGAAAAGACGAAAAAGGGAAAAUAAUUUGGAAACCACUUCAGCUUAAGAGACAAAAACGUGAAUGGGUUGUACCUCCUGUUCAUAUGGGAGAAGAACAAGAUAACACAAAGAGAAAUCCAAUAGCCAAGGUCCGUUCGGAUAUUGAAAUAAAACAAAGAAUAACUUACACAGUUUCUGGGCCUGGAGUAGAUCGAGCGCCUUUUGGUGUAUUUUUGAUCAAUCCCAGAACAGGAGACUUGAAUGUCACAGCAGCUCGUAUUGACCGUGAACAAAUUCCAAUGUUUUAUUUAACUGUACGAGCUCUUAAUCCUAAUGGAGGAGAUGUGGAAAAACCUCUAGAAUUGCGUGUCAGAGUUAUGGAUAUUAAUGAUAAUGCCCCAGUAUUUUUACAAAGCAUCUUUGUCGGAUCAAUAGCAGAGCGUAGCAGCGCAAACUCGAUAGUGAUGCAGAUUACUGCUACAGAUGCAGAUGAGGAAAAUACAAUUAAUUCAAAAAUUGCAUAUAAAAUUGUUUCUCAGGAUCCCUCUGAUCCAGUAAUGUUUAUUAUGAAUAAAUAUACUGGACAAGUCUUUACGAUGACAAGUACAAUAGACAGAGAGACACAAAGUAGCUACAGGAUUAUGGUUAGUGGUACCGAUUUGGAUGGAAAUGCAGGAGGACAGUCUGGGAGUUGCGAAGCUGAUAUCAAAAUCCUUGAUGUGAAUGAUAACUUCCCUGUUUUAGAGUAUGAAUCGUACUCUGUUCAAAUUGAGGAAAAUACAUUAAAUGACCAAUUACUAAUCAUGAAAGUAUUCGAUGCUGAUGAAAUGUACUCUGACAACUGGAUAGCUGUUAUUGAGUUUGUCUCUGGAAAUGAAGGAGGCUGGUUUGUAACAGAAACAAAUACUCAAACGAAUGAAGUUUAUCUGAAAGUCGUUAAGGAACUUGAUUACGAAGCCAUGCAAUCAAUGAACCUUGGUAUUGUUGUUGUUAACAGAGCAGCAUUUCACCAUUCUGUUAUAUCAGAAUACAGAGCUCAAAUGUCAACCAUAAACGUUAUUGUAGGAAAUCAGAUGGAAGGGCCUUCGUUCCAGCCAAAUACACAAUAUAUCACUCUCCCUGAUGGUAUAAAUAGAGAUGAUUUAAUUUCUCGCAUUCUAGCAAAAUUUACAGCUAUUGAUAUGGAGACUGGAAAACCAGCAACCAAUAUUGUGUACAUGAAAGGUCAGGAUACUGAAAAUUGGCUAAUUAUCGACUCAGUAACUGGGGAGAUCAAAGCCAUAAAUAUGUUAACUGCAGAUUCACCAGGUGUCAAAAAUGGCACAUACACUGCUGAGAUAUUGGCAAUAAACCCUGAUUUACCUGACCGAACAGCAACUGCCACUCUUGUUGUAAAUGUUCCUGAAGGAAAAGCAGGUUGUCCAACAAUAACUGUUGAAAAACGCCCUGUAUGUUUGGAUAGCAGACAGGUUUAUAUCACUGCCCUUAACUCUGAUCCUGCAACAAAUGCUGCUCCUUUUACUUUUGAACUUGUAUCUAUUAGCCCACAAACUACUGGCUGGACACUUCAAUCCUUUAAUUCAACAACUGCACUAUUAACUGGACCAUCAAGUUUAACUGCCAGUAACAUCACUGCUGAUAUAAUUGUUAGAGACAGGAAUAAUGUAAGUUGUCUAAAUCCUUGGAAAAUUCCUUUAGAAGUUUGCGAAUGUACAGACGGUCGUGUGUGUGACGCUGCCAAAAGAGCAUCCAAAAACAUUUCACUUGGCCCGGCAGCUAUCGGUCUUAUGGUCUUAGGAUUUUUAGCACUGCUAUUGGCUCCAUUAUUAAUGCUGCUAUGUCUAUGUGGGCCUGGUGCAGGAACUGGAUUUGUACCUGUUGCAGAGGGAUAUGACGGAGCUUGUCGCCCUUGGGGAACUGAAGGAGCUAAGCCAGAAGAUGUGGAUGUGACCAAUAUGCUCAUAUCUUCUGGACCUGAGUAUUCUGAUUUUCAUAAUAAUUAUGCAGUUGGGGCAGGCCAAGAUCUAUCAGCAAUGGGAGGAGCAGCAGCAGGAGGAGCAUUAGCAGCAGCAGCAGGAGGAGCAAUAAUAGGGGGAGCUGGAAGAGGCGGCACAAUGAGAGAAAUGACAGUGUACAAUGGAGCAGGAUAUGGAGGUGGAUUUUCUGGAGAGAGUAACAUGGCAGGUUCAGUUCUUGGAGCUCUACCCCCAUCAUACAAAGAAGGUGGAGCUGUGAAUAUGGCUUUUGUUGAAAACUACUUUGCUGAGAAAGCAGAUGCCUAUGCUAAUGAGGAUGACAGCCGACCGGCAAAUGAUUGUCUUCUAAUUUACGAUAAUGAAGGUGUUGGAAGCCCAGCAGGAUCCAUUGGUUGCUGCAGUUUUAUUGCUGAUGAUCUUGAUGAUAGCUACUUGGACACUUUAGGAUCAAAAUUUAAAACUCUAGCUGAAAUCUGUACUGGUGCAGAAAUUGAGCCAACAAGGAUUGGUGAUGAUCAGCCACGACUGAUUGCUCCUAGUACAUCAGUAGAUAAUGAAAUAAGUGUAAGGUUAGAUGAAUCUUAUUUAAAUGUCAAUGCUGCUCCACCUGCAAACGUUGGUAGCUCUAAUUAUAUCAGUGAGAGUUCCUAUUCCUCUUCUUCUAACCUUCAGCCAGCUAGGCCUAUCACUGAGUCAUUUAUUCCUGGUAAUGUAGUGGUUACUGAGACUUAUACAACCACUGAAAGUCCUUUCAAUCCUGUUGUACGUGCUGUUGAACCAAGACCUCAUUCUAACAUUCUUGUAACAGAAAGGGUGGUUGGCUCUGCUUCUGGAAUGCAAGGAGGAUUUCCUGAUGUGUAUGAUGGCUCAAAUGUUAUCGUAACAGAGAGGGUUGUUCGUCCUACUUCUGCAAUGCAAGGAGGCUUUUCUGAUGUGUAUGAUGGCUCAAAUGUUUUCGUAACAGAGAGGGUUGUUGGUCCUACUUCUGCAAUGCAAGGAGGCUUUUCUGAUGUUUAUGAUGGCUCAAAUGUUUAUGUCACAGAAAGGGUGGUCCGCCCUGCUUCUGGGAUGCAGGAAAUUCUAGAUUUCCAAAAUCUAGCAGAAGGAUCUAGUGUUGUCCUAAGAGAGAGAACAAUGACUCCAAGUGGUUCAAGACAAUCAAAUAGCCUAAAUAUUGCAGACUGUGUUGAUGCACAGAAUGUUGUAGUUACAGAAAGGGUCAUACAGCCAAUGUCUAAUGUUCAGGUCAAUAGAAGUCACCAAGAUUUAGGUGGUGGACAAAAUGUGAUUGUGACAGAGAAAAGAGUUGUUUCUAGCCCUGGUAUGAAACGCCAUAUGCUGAGUGCUGAGCCCUUGCUGCAGCAGUCAAUUGCGUCAACGUCACCCACUCUAGCUCGCAGUAAAGUAACAAAGUAUAGUACUGUACAGUACACUAAGAAAUAAAUUCCUCAUACUCUCUUAAUAUUUGUACUGUGUAAAAAAGCAAUAUUUUUUAAACACCUCAACAUAUUAUAAUUUGCUUUAAAACUAUUACAUUUUCAAAUGCUUUGUGUAUUUUAUAAACACAUAAAAGAAAACAUCAAUAAGAAACAGAUAUGUGUAUAAAUAUUAUAAUAUAAUGUCUAUUUUAUGAGAAUAUUGAGUUACAUUUUUGCCUUAUUCUCUUUAAAAAUGUCUACACUUCAAAUCUAAAGAAAACAAAAUUAUUGGAAUAAUAUACUAAAUACACAAUAAAAUAGAUGUAUACAAAAUAUAUAAAAAUAGAAUAAUCCCCUAUUUUUAAGACCUCUAGAUCUAAAUAGUUUUCAGUAUAAUACUAAAAGAGAACCUUCUAGUAUAUACAAUUGUAUUGUCAAUGUACAAAAUGUAAAAUAAAAAAAAGUUCUACGCAUCUGUAAAUAAAAUGUUCUUAAAGUAUUAUUUUUUCCAUUUAGCCUAAUGUCCUGUCAAAAUCCUUAUUAUUCUUCAUAUAUAUUUUAUGUUGUAUAGGGAGAAAGAAUUUUGUGGCUAUUUUUUCUUUAUUACGGCACUUAUUCAAAGUAAUAUUGACAAUUAUAUCAUAUGCUUGUUCUAGCAAUAAUAUCAUAGUGAAAACCAGCUUUACAUAAGCUUCUCUUAACCAGAAUUUUUUUUCUUUAUAUCUAUAUUUUUCAUGUUUUUUGUAUUUUUAUUUUGUAUAUGAUUUAUCCUUUUUCUACUUAGUACUGUUAAACUUCCGUUUUAAAUAGUGUUUCCUUUUAGGAGCAAGUUAAAAAUUGCUUUGAGCAUGUGCAAAUGGGAAAACAAAGAGUGAUUGAUUUAUGGAAUAAACUUCCUCAAGAGGUAGUAAUGACACACACUGAGGGGGACUUUAAAAAUGCCUGGGACAAGCAUAAGGCUAUCCUACGAACUAGAUAAGUUUAUACUGUUAGAUAAUAUCGGGCAGACUUGCUGGGCCUAUGGCUCUUAUCUGCCAUCAAUAUCUAUGUUUCUAUGUCUCUCAUUCACAUACAGAACCCUGCAUAGUUAGAUAAACAUCUCUGAAGUUAAAAUAUAAGUUUUUACAUUUUUUUGAGGGACCUCAUCAUUUACAAGACUUCUUCGAUCUUUGAUCAUCUUACAUGAGCGGAGAACUUUAGAUUAUCGGGUCCAAAGUAAGAUCUAUUCACAGACUGUAAAUCUUCUUGCACUAAGCUAACUAAAAUAGUUGGCUUAAAUAAACAUUGAACAUAUUUUGUGCAACUCCCUCUAAUUAUGGGUUGCAACAUACUGGAACCUUCAUUUUACUGCAGAUAUCUGAAGUAGAGUUGCUGCACAUAUGCAAACAAAUGAGCACUAGAAUGCAGUGAAAGUAGAAUUUCAACAUGGCAGCACCCAUGACUAGAUGGAGGUGGGGAAUAACGUAUUUAGUGUUUAAUGUCCCUAUAAGUCACUUUAAGUUUGCUCUUUUGAAAAUCAGCUGGUUUGUUACUAGAAAUAUUGUAAAUCAGCUAUUAACAAAACAAUGAUUUUCAACUGACCAAUUUUUUAAAGUCAUGUAAUCUUCAGUGACUUGCUAUAUUUAGGACAUAAUAACCUAACUAUAGAAAAACAUUAGGUGCAAAGAUAGUUUACAAAAAUUACAGGUAUUAUUUAUUAAUAGUGCAAUUUGGAGAUAGAUAAAUUAAAUAAUAAAAUUAACAAAUACAAACACGUACCUGUAGAUAAAUUCUGACAAAUGAAUAUGUCUUAAAUUAAAAUAUGAUAAAAUAGUUAAACUGCAAUAAUAAUAUUUUUUUAUGAUUAAAAUAUUUUUCUCAAUAUCUGUAAAAUUUCUAUUUGCCUUGUUAUUUACAUUUAAGUAGUAAGUUGUCUCUACAUACGAUUGCUUCUCUGCUCAACUCUUUCUUCAUAAAAAGAACACAUACACCUUAAGAAACAUGUUAAUGUCUUUUUUGUGUGUGUGUGUUUUUGUAAUCUGCUUUAUAUGUUUACUGUGCCGAGUACAAUUCUUGUUCUUCAUUUUUAAAACACAGUGACAUCGUUUUUAAUAUGUGCAUGCACUGGAAAUUGCUUUGCUCUAAGGUUGCAAAAUGAACAUUCUUCUGUUAUAUACUUGACAAAAAAAUAGCUGUUAAAUACCCAAUCCACAACAGACUGCUUAUAUGCUUAUAAAAAUUCUGCUUUAUUUGUCUUUACUUCUGUUUAAUGAUUAGCACAUAUAUUGUGGUUGUGUUUUGGGUUGCAGCUUUUAUCAGACAGCGUUUUUAUUUUUUCAAUUUUAUAGUAGGGUCAAAAAUUGAGAAAUGAUCGAAAAUAAAUAUAUCAAAAACCUAAUAUAAUAGUUAAUAAGCAAGAAAGAUUUAGCAACCUGCACUGUUAUGAACAAACCAUUAUGUUUGGCAAUAUUUUUGUAUUUUAUAGAAAGUAUUAAUAAAGCACUUUUAAAUAAA
Messenger RNA from Bombina bombina (fire-bellied toad), 6091 nucleotides. RefSeq names its product desmoglein 4 (gene DSG4). Gene Ontology annotation, molecular function: calcium ion binding. The transcript has 16 exons. Bases 132 to 3623 code for a protein of 1163 amino acids. Gene Ontology annotation, cellular component: plasma membrane; desmosome. NCBI's taxonomy places the organism in Eukaryota, Metazoa, Chordata, Amphibia, Anura, Bombinatoridae. The record is from RefSeq and is a predicted model, not a curated record. Gene Ontology annotation, biological process: homophilic cell-cell adhesion.